Molecule: messenger RNA, 9127 nt
Organism: Drosophila pseudoobscura
Lineage: Eukaryota; Metazoa; Arthropoda; Insecta; Diptera; Drosophilidae
Gene: Alk
Product: Anaplastic lymphoma kinase
Exons: 9
Coding region: 934-6168 (1744 amino acids)
Biological process (GO): multicellular organism development; cell surface receptor protein tyrosine kinase signaling pathway; protein phosphorylation
Cellular component (GO): signaling receptor complex; plasma membrane
Molecular function (GO): protein binding; transmembrane receptor protein tyrosine kinase activity; ATP binding
Source: RefSeq, a predicted model, not a curated record
GAUGGGAAUUUCCGAGCCCGUAUUGUGUGUCGUGUCUGUAUCCUGAACUCAGCUCGAUUUCAGCGCAGGAUAUUCGUUUAAACUCCGGGAGAUGGCGAUGCCGAUGUCGAUGCCCGAGCACGAUGCCGCUCUGCUCCUCUGCUUCUGAUGCUGGCCAAACGAUGAGAAUUUCCCCAUUUUCAGUCUUCGUUUGACGAGCGACGUGCGCGCAAGUAUUUAGCGUAAAGACGCGGAUGGACGGACCGCCAGAGAAAGAGCAACAAAACAGUACAAUAAACCAAGAACAGCCAGAGCCAGAGCAAGAGCACGGGCUUGGAAAAAUGUUACAACAACAGCAGCAUCCACAGCAUUCACGGGUGGCAGCAUUCAGAAGCAAAUGAAAAGCGGAGUGAAAACGUGAACAUUUUCCUAGUGUAAAACGUGCAAAGUUUUGACGAUUUGAUUUUCAUUUCGGGCGGAUAAUUUUUGAGAAACUGGAAUUUUGUUCUGCUGCAAAUUUUCACAGCAGAAUUGAAAAUUCUCAUUCACCUCAUCAAAAAACGAAUACGAGAAAAAACGAGUAAAAAAGUGUGAGCUAUGAUUUUCCCGGGAGUCACAAAUCAUCAAGCACAUCACCCGUAGGGGAGCCACAACCAACAACAACACACGGAUAAGUGCCACAGCAAUGUGUUGCUUGCAUUUGAAGAACUUUAAAUGCGGCCAUCCGCGCUCAUUGAAAUCCACGAAAAGUUAAGAACAGAUCCAUCGAACAGAGUCCGGCCAGGAUCCAGCCAAGAUACACUCACCCCACACUCACUCUCAAUCACUCACUAGAGGACUCUCGCUCCACACAGCACCCUACUCUCCACCCACAAGAAACAGCCCGCUCCAGUAGGCGGAAACUGACACGGACACGGUCAGAGUGGGAUUUGGGGGAUCUGGGAUCCGAUUAGGAUGCCCCGGCUAAAGCAACAGGGUUGGGCCUGGCUGCUGCUGGUACUGGCCAUUUGGGUGGGCGUGGGCCCGGGACCGGGUCCGGGUCCAGCUCUCGCCCAACGACCACUGCUCGCCAACCACACCUUCAACGCGCUGUCCAACUACAACAACAACAACUGGGGGCCGGGCGGCAAGCAGCUGCGGAAUGGGAGGGUGCACGAACAGCCCCUACCUCUACCACAGCCACAGCCCACGGUGACGGGAAUCUACGAUGAUUACGAGGGGGAGGCUGGCUCUCGACCACCACCGGCUGGCGGGCGACGGGAGACGCGACGCCGCCAAAAUCUUGCCCGACGAGGCAUGGAGUCACUGCGCAAGGAGCUGAUGAAGCCAUCGGUGGGUGGUCCCGGUGGAGGCCUCUCCGGCAGCAGUGCCGGAUAUCCCUCCUACUCCGGUACUUCUUCGAUAGGCCGCAUUGACGGCCUCGGUCUGGGUAUGGGCUCCGCGGAUCGCUAUGGGGAGCAGCUACGUCAGCCGAGCGGCGCAGCGGCCAUGACAGCCGGACCCGUGGUGGGACCUUACUCCACCCGCUUUCCCCCGCUCUACGCUGGCGUGGACGAGCAGCAGCCGAAGCGAAUGUACUCGCGCAAGAACUCCAUCAGCGAGCUCUACAAGCUGAAGAAGAGCCUCAACCAGGCGGACGAGCCCGCUGGCGGAGUCACCCAUGGCAACUUUGAAGGCGAUCCCGUGGUCAGCCCCCAGGGGGUGCCCGUGGAUCUGAUACAAGAGAUCAAGGAUCGCAUCAGGGACACGGAACCCAAUGCGAACACAUAUUCAACCCACACGGAGUCCACUCCAUCCUCGGAGUACGAGUACGAGCUGGGGGUCAAGUGCAACUUUGAGACGCCCUGCAGCUGGUCCUGGGUGGACUACCCGGACGGCUUCCAGGUGAUGACCGGCACGGAGCUGGCGAAGCGGAACAUGACGGGUCUCCUACCAGGGCCAGUGGCCGACAGCAUCGACGACGCCAACGGACACUUUCUGUACGCCCGCGUUCAGCCCAGCACCAAGCCCCUGAAUCUCACUUCUCCGGAGUUCAGCACUACCAUGGAGAAGUGCUUCCUGGAGGUGUACAUGCACCAGAGCGAUAUGAGCCACGGCCUGUCCCGCGUGGUGGUUGAGCCACUCCACACGCAGGAGAGCAGCUGGGUGCCGGCCGAGAUCCAGGGCGACAACUUUCGCACGUGGACGCGCAAGGUGUAUCGCCUGGGGCGUAUCUCCCGCGACUUCCGCAUAGUGUUCGAGAUCGUGCCGGACUUGAAGGCCGGACAGAAGGGCCAUGUGGCGUUGGACAAUCUGCGGAUGGUGAACUGCUUUCCAGAGGGCACCAAGUCGGAGAAAUGCAGUACGUCGCAGGUCAAGUGCACAAACAACAGAGUGCCCGUUUGCAUCCAUCUGCCACGCGUCUGCGACAUUACACGUGACUGCGACGAAGCGGAAGACGAGCAUCAGUCAUGCGACAAAAUACCUUAUGGCGGUCGCUGCGAUUUCGAGGAGGACUGGUGCGGCUGGCGCGACUCGGGCAAGACUACUCUCACCUGGUCGCGCCACACGGGCUCGUCACCCACUCACGACACGGGGCCCGAUGGGGAUCAUACCCUGCAGCACUUGUUGAACAACACCAGCGGCUACUAUAUGCUGGUCAACAUGAAUCAGCACAUGAACGAUACGGAGAAGAACUCGAUAAUCGGCUUUGCCAGCAAUGCCAUCAUGCUGAGCAAGACGUUCAAUCCGCCGCCAUCGGUGCACGGAAAUCCGGACUCCCCGUACCGGAACUCCUGUGUCGUGCGGUUCUUCAUCCAUCAGUUCGGCAAGAAUCCCGGCAGCAUAAACCUCUCCGUGGUGGAGAUGAAGGAGAAGGAGAACAUAACCACCACGCUCUGGUGGAGCACCAAAAACCAGGGCAGCGAUUGGCUGAGAGCCGAGUACGUCCUGCCCAAUAUUACGUCCAAAUACUAUCUUCAGUUUGAGGCCCGAAUGGGCAUGAGAAUCUACUCGGAUGUGGCCGUGGAUGACUUUUCCCUGAGCCCCGAGUGCUUUGGCCUCAACAUUCCCGAGGAGCACCUCAAUGGCUACAACUAUUGGGAUGUGCGACAGAACCUCAAGAGUCCCACCUACCGAGACUUUGAAUAUACCAAUUACCUGGAGCUAACCAGCUGCGAUACUCGGGGCAUGAUAGGGCCCACUCAAUCGCAGUGCGAGAGCGCCUACAAGGAGCAGAACAAGACCCACAUUCUGCGAGAGGUGCAUGUGGUCGAGGAUCAGAGCAGCUACAAGGGCAUGCAGAAGUGGAAGGUGCCCAACGAGGGGCACUACACAAUCAUUGCCAAGGGAGCCAGUGGAGGACUCGGAUCGGGUGGCGUGGGCAGUUCUCGCGGAUCUGUUGCCGUGGCUGUGCUGGAGCUGCACAAGAACGAGGAGCUCUACUUUCUGAUUGGCCAGCAAGGCGAGAACGCAUGCAUCAAGUCCAUGGGCGCGCUGAAGGAGGCCGGCUGUGGCACUGACCACGACCUGGAUCUUGCACAGUAUAGCUUCCGAUCCAAACAGGACAUGGUCAAGAACAUUUACAUUGAGAACGGCGCCGGUGGUGGUGGCGGUGGUUCUUUUGUCUUCCUGUUGAAUCAGGCCAAGAAUGAGGCUGUGCCGCUUCUGGUGGCCGGCGGAGGGGGAGGCCUGGGCAUUGGCCAGUACAUAGACGAGGACUUCCAGCACGGCCAGAAGGCGAAGCCACUGCAGGCGCCGGAGAGUGGACAGAUCAAUGGCGAGCCGCUGAACAAGAAGACAGCCGGACCAGGAGGCGGCUGGCGGGCCAAGGAGGAUCAGGCUCUGAGUCCCACCAAUGGGGCUGCCCUGCUGCAAGGCGGUCGCGGCGGACACUCCUGCUAUGUAGAGCUGGCUGACAAUGGCACCACUGUCCAUCGCCAUGGCCAGGGCGGAUUCGGAGGCGGCGGAGGUGGCUGCAACACGGGCGGCGGAGGCGGCGGCUAUGCCGGCGGCGAUGUUUAUCUGAACGAGUCAAACGGUGAGGGCGGUAGCUCGUACAUAAGCGCCUCCCGCAGCCUGCGGGAGAUUGGUGACGUGUAUGCGGGGGCCAGUAGUGGCCCGGGAUCCGUCAUCAUCAUACCGGCAAUCGAGGGCUGUGGCUGCGACUACCGAUGCGUGGCCAUGGACGAGUUCCGGUCGAAGGUGCGCUGCAUAUGUCCGGACGGCUGGAGCCUGAAAAAGGACAACAACACGGCCUGCGAGAUCCGCGAGGAGGCGGGCAAGUCCUCCUUCCAACACCUGGUCUCCAUACUGAUAUUUUCAUUGGCAGUGCUCUUUUUCUGCAUAGCGGCCCUCAUCUUUAUGCUAUACAAUCGCUAUCAGCGCAAGAAGCAGACCAAGAAGCGCCACAAAAUGCUCGUAGAGCAGGACCUGCAGCUGACGAGACUGCGCCACAACAUCGACGACUCGAACCUGAACAACUUCAAUCCGAACUACGGCUGCGACGCCAUUCUUAACGGCCACAUCGAUGUGAACAGCCUGCCGCAGGUGGGGCGCGACAGUCUCCAGUUGGUCAAUGCUCUGGGCAAGGGAGCCUUUGGUGAGGUCUACAUGGCUCUGUACCGCCAUCGCGAUGGUGAUGCCGUGGAGAUGGGCGUGGCGGUGAAGACCCUGCGCGAGGAUCCAAAGCGUGAGAAGGAGGAGGACUUCCUCAAGGAAGCGGCCAUCAUGGCUAAGUUCAACCACCCCAAUAUGGUGCACCUGAUCGGUGUCUGCUUCGACCGGCAGCCUUACUACAUUGUCCUGGAGCUGCUGGCCGGUGGGGAUCUGCAGAAGUUCCUGCGCGAGAAUCGGAACACACCGGAGAGGCCUUCGCUCCUAACCAUGAAGGACCUGCUAUUCUGCGCCCUGGACGUGGCCAAGGGCUGUCGCUACAUGGAGAGCAAGCGGUUCAUCCAUCGCGACAUCGCCGCCCGCAACUGUUUGCUAAGCAGCAAGGGGCCAGGUCGCGUGGUGAAGAUUGCGGACUUUGGGAUGUCGCGGGACAUCUACAGAUCGGACUACUACCGGAAGGGCGGCAAGGCGAUGCUGCCGAUCAAGUGGAUGCCCCCGGAGGCCUUCCUCGACGGCAUCUUCACCUCCAAGACGGACGUGUGGUCCUUUGGCAUCCUGCUGUGGGAGGUCUUCAGCCUAGGGCGCUCCCCGUAUCCGGGCCAACACAACACCCAGGUGAUGGAGCUCGUGGUGCGAGGCGGUCGCCUGGGUACCCCAACCGAAUGUCCCGUCUCUAUAUACAAGAUCAUGGCCGACUGCUGGAACCCGACGCCGGAGGACCGUCCCACAUUUACCAGCCUGAUGGAACACCUGACCAGCUGCUCCCAGGAUCCGAGCAUCAUGAACGCGCCGCUACCCAAUAUCCUGGGAUCGACGUCCUCCGACCGCGACGACACCAUCAUCCGCCCACCCAAUGGCGAAGAGUUCUGCCUGGCCGUACCUGAUUACCUGGUCCCCCUUCCCAGCCAUCUCGCGCAGCACUUGCCCAGCGGCUCCGCCUACAUCCCGCCCCAGCGCAAGCAGGCGAGCGCCAGCGCGUGCACUCCACCAGCGGUAUCCUCGCCAGCGACGCCCCAUCCCAAGCCGGUCGUCCUGCAUGACCAGCAGUUGGAGACCUCUUUCAUCUUGCCCAACUCAAAAAGUGACCAGCCCCUACUGGCCGCUGGAGCGCCCAUCACCACCACGGCGCCCAUUAGCGUCCCCACCCCACCCAAAGCCGCCUCUCCACUUCUACCCCCAGCAGCGAAACAGAAACCGGCCGCCGAGCAAGAUGCCGCAGAGGGUGUCGUCGAUAGCCAAACUCACGACCAUGAGGGAAAGCUUAUCAGUCUGGACACGCCGCAACCGACGCCGACGAGUAUCACACCGCCGCAGUGCUUCGCCUCUCAGCUAGAUGGGAUCACCCUGGAUCCAUCGACCCUGGCCAAGAGCCUACCCAAUGGCCUACCGCCGGGCAAGCAGUCGUACGCCAAUGUCCAGGUAAAGGGCGAGCCGGAACCGAAGGCCAUGACCAAUGGCAAUGGCAAUGGCGCUGUUGUUAAUGGGGAAAGUCCGACAGCUGCGGGUGCUGCCGGGGACCGGGAUCCCCCCUUCACCAUCCAGGGCUACGCGGAGCGGUACAAGGACAACAACAAUCAUUCCGAAAUCAGUUGCUAGACAAAAGGUGUCUCGCCGCCGGCCACAGGGUGAAGCUGUCCGUACCGUACCACGAUAUCGUACGAUCCCGUACGAUCCACAAUUUGUUCGCGUUUCACGAAACUUAUUGCUUGGUCUGAUUGAUUCAAUCGGGGAAAUCUUUAACAGAAAACAGAAAACAAAUCGAGUGAGAACUUCACAAAAAUAUUGUAUUGCAAUUAAAGCGUAAAUUUGUAUUGUACGAAAAUAGAGAACCGCUGAGGAAACUCCGUGAAAGCAAGUGAAAAUACACACAUUAAUUAGUUGAAAAAUUAGUUUAGUUUUGUACCAGACAUUAGUUUGCCAAAAAAAAGAGAAAAACAAAAAGGAAUUAACAUAAAUUUGCGAGAGGUUGUAUAUAUCAAUUGAGUAUAAUAUUAGUGCAUAUAUUGUUUGAUGUACCCUUAGGUUUUUUUUGUCCAUCUUUUUAGUUUACCCUUAGUUUCGUUUUAAGCUGAUGACUGAAAUGCCAAACAAUAUUCCUAAAAUAUAACAAAGCGUGACCGAGAGAGAACGAGAAGAAAGAGUUCGAUUAUUUUUUAUACGCAGUCCAGAGGAUCGGGAACCAAUACAAAGCCAACUCAAAGUAGUUCAAAGUUCAAAGCAGGACACACACCACCCACACUCUCUUAUAGUCUUUGAUUUCUUUAUGAUGCUAAGUUUUAUCCUAACGAACUUGUAAAUACCAAAUAAAAACCAACCAACAAAAGCUUCCGUCGUAGCGAAUCACGUUUAUUGAAUGUAUUUGUAUUUAUAUUAGAUUAAGAGAUAAACCAAAACAAAAACACAUAGCGUGUAAACGAGUAAGCGAGUAAACGAUAGAUCGAAAACGAAUACAAUUUACAGGGUGAUUUUUAUGAAAAUUCAGUUGUAUGUUUGAAAAACAGAAAAUUAGCAUUAACGAGGUAACAACCCCGAUCGAGGAGUUGUGCGACCUUUGGUUGUGCAACAUGCUCUCAGCACAGCCCUGUAUUUGUUCAUCAUUAUAAAAUGGUUCUGUUCGAGAUUCGAAAUUCGAGAUUCGAAAUUUGAGAUUUUGUACAUUUAGUUGGAACGUAACAAACAAGCUUUAAAUUAUAUAAUUUUUAUAAAGAUAUAUAAACGGAUAUACAAGUGAGGCGACAACAUUAUAUUAAACAACAAAAAAAAAAACAAACAAACAAAAAGAAAAAUGAAUACAAUUAUACAAGAUCAAGUGACAUAUGGCUCAUCAUAUAGUAUAUGUAUGUGUAUAUCUAUACCUAGAUCUAAGAAAAUUGAGAUAAACCGAAAAAAAUCGAAAAACGAGAAAUACAUACACACAUAUACAUAUAUAUAUAUACGCAUAUAUAUAUAUACAUAUAUAUAUAUAUAAUUAUAUAUAUAGAAAAAAUACCGCUACAUAUAGUACUUAUGUAAGACGGAUAGCGUUAACGUUAUCAUAAUCGUUAAGAUGAACAUUAUGUCUAUGUUUCGCUUUGUGUACCAGUCUCCAGUUAUACAUACAUAUAUGCGCAUACAUUUACAUAUACACAUGGGAAGCAUACUCUCGUACUCGUACUCGUAUACAUAGCUAUACGUAUGAUACUAUUAUAUCCAGCUAAUAUAUCUAACUAUUAUAUACAUACAUGCAUACAUACAUAUAUAAACGAUAAACCCCGACAAGCCGUGAAUUAAUGCUGAAUGCUAAAUGCUGAGUACGCGGAAACCCAAAUCGGAAUACCUGUAUCUGUAAAUUAGACUUCUAAUUACUAUACAACAACACAUACAUUUUACAGGAACGAUUACUCGAAGGAUUGAAAUUCCAUUCCCAGUUCCCAAUUCCCAUUGAAAAACUGUACAAAACCAAACGGAAUGGAAAGGAAUAUCGAUACAAAUUGAAUAUCGAAAUAAAAACUUACAAAACAUAAACCAAAUGUAUCGAAGGCUCAAUGGUAUAUGUUGUAUAUGAAGGGCACUAUGCAUACAUAUACGAGUAUGUAUAUACAAUUGAUCCUCAGUAUCCACAGCAUACACUUAGUAUUUAGUUUAACCUACAACCUACGCAACGAAACGAAACAGUAUUCUUUCGGUUGUUGCUCAUUUAUCGUAUACAUUGUAUCGUAUCGUGUGUAUCUACUAUGGUUGUGCCGAUUACACAUCUCUAGGAGAUCUUUGCUGCUCAGUGAAGGAGAGUCAGUCCGAUAUACAAACAUACACCACAGACCGUAUACCCACAUUAUACGCAUUUUUGUACCCUGAUGACCUUAAGAUUACCUUGUGUACCUAACGUCCAGAACCUGACACACUCACAUACAGAAGAAUUCUUCUCGUACAUACAUACUCGUAUGUAUAACCACGGUGCAGAACAGAUAGUUAUUGAUUGAUUUAAUCGUUAAUCGAUUGUUUCGAAAUUGUUUGGUUCUAUAGCUGAUAACAUUCUUGACACCAGUUUGAUUCUUCGGUUCGAUUCGCCGUUUAUUAUUGUGGAACCAAGAUUAGAAUGGAAAAUUCUGAGCUUAGCUCAAUGUUGAUUGUUGGAAGAUGUUGCAUUCAAUAGCUCGUUACCUCAAUAGCCUGGCUGACCAAGGAACUUUUAUCCAUACGGAUAGAAAUGUUCUAGUCAGGUGCGCCAAAAUAUUGAUGAUUAUUUCGAUAGUUCAGGUUGAUUCUUCAGGAAUCCCCAAGUUCAAUAUUCUUAUUGGCUUUAUAGCAAUAGCACCACUUUGAUUGCUUUGAACGGGAACGACAUUCCAACCAAUAUAUCAGUAGCUUCGAACACACACACAAUUUAUUUCUCCACAAUAAAAAUUCGCAACGAAAUUUAGAAAAAAUGAAACAAAGAACUACAAAUAAAAUAUUAACCCAUUAAAAACAAAAACCUAUUUAUGUAAUGGAGUAAACGUAUAAAUGUACUCGAAAAUAAAUCCAAUAAAUAAUAUUUUUAUAUAUUGAAGUAAAAUCCAAAAAAAAAAAAAAAAAC